AUGGGCAAUCCGCUGUACCCAACCAACGCCCCGCGCUCCACCCAUCCUUCUGCUGCAUCUUCUUUGUCCGUCCCUGGCCUGCGUGGAGGCUCCUUCACCGCUUCGAGCUCCAAGUACUCCAAGCCCGCCGUCGAGUACGACCCCUCCUCCCAUCCUGGCAUUCUCAACCUCGGAAAUACCUGCUUCCUCAACUCGGUUCUUCAAGCCAUCGCCAAUACACGCGACUUUCGUCUGCUCCUUCACGGCCCUCCCACCUCGGUUGCAUUCUCCGAUGAGCCGCCACCAACUCCCACAGCUUCUGCGCUAGUACACACCCGGCACACCCAAUGGCCGAAUCGGUAUCAGAGCCCCGCGCUUCGUGUCAGCGAUGCCGAGCACGGCCGUCGAAUUCACCACCCACCCAAUCCUAGCGGCAAUCUCGAUUCUUCUCUAGCAUCUCUCCAUACCCUCCCGGCUCAUGACCCCAUCGCCACCAUCAAACCGCGAAAUGCGCCCUUACCUACCGUCUCGGCUGCCUCAGCACAGCACAAGUCGUCGGCGCCUACCAACAACAAUCCUACAUACGAACCUGAUCUGCUCGAUUUGCCGCUCAACACAGCUUUCCGCCACGUUCUCGAAAAGUUUUGGACAGACACUCACAAAUCUCGCGCCUCAAUUAAUGUCAAUCCCAAACGCCUAUUAAACCAGAUCGGAAAAAAGUACGACCAGUACCUCGAAUAUGGUCAGCAGGACGGCCACGAGCUCAUGCGUCACCUUCUUGACGCUUGUCGCAUGGAGGAGCUCGACCUUAUCAAGAAGAUGCGUCCACCACCACCCAACAAAAACCUGAAGCUCGACCCUGCAUCCACUCCAGUAUCUACAGCCUCAGCAACAUCACCAUAUGCAGAUGCAGACGCAACAGCUAUCCCACUCGAUCGACUCACUGCAGCGGAUGUGGAAAACGGUCAGAUUGUCUCGCACUCACCCGAACUCGCUCCUGCAGACGCCCUUCCACCUGCGCCAGCGCUGCCCCAAGACCAAUUAGUUCCCUUCCUCGACCUUCUCUUUUGCGGCAAACUCGCCAGCAUGGUCGUCUGCGAAGGCUGCAAAAAGGUCUCGCACACCUACGAAGACUUCUACGACAUCAGCCUCAGUCUGCGCGAUGAUGCUAACAACCCAAAAUCACGCAAACGAGAUCGUCUUCGCAGCAUGGCCGACCGCUGGAGGCGCGCCACUCAGGGACGCACCAUCAUGGAUCGCAAGUCUGCCGCUGCUGCCACCGCGGCUGCUGCUGGCUCCAACUCGAUCACCCCAGUCGGCACACCACGCUACAGUGAGACCGAGGUGAGCGAUGCUGACUCGAGUGCAGUCAAAUCCAAAAAGUCGGCAAGCUUGCUCUCACCAGACGGUGCACGCUUCCAGCUCCGCGCGCGCAGCAUGCGCAAGAGCGGCGGGCGUCAUGAAAAACUGGGUGCCACCUCGGGAAGCGAGAUGGAACCCGACUUUCCCGACAUGGCCUCGCUGUCACUGGCACCAACCUCUGCCUCGCGGUCCUACAUUGACUCGGCGCCCGCAUCGGCCGGCGAAGACAAUGGAGACACGCGCACUGGAACCAGAGUGGCCAGGAUGCUUGGCAGCGUCGCCACCGCCACCUCAGCAGCGGACAUCAGCAGCCGCGAGACGAGCCCACAGCCGCCCUUGGGCCACCGUUCAGCUGCCGGCACACGUCCACCCCUCCGUCCCACCAAGUCAACAUCGCGCCAAUCCGCAUACAUCGCACGUAUCAUGGCAGACGACGCGGCCAGCAGCCACACCGAUCCAGCUGCAUCUCGUAGGGCAGCCGCACCUUCGCCGCUCCUCGACGCCGUUGUCGCGGCAGCAGCAGCCCAAGGCAAGCCCUUGCACGGCUUCUUUCGUUCGGUUGGCGCAGAGGCGCGCCAUCGCGACCCGGCUGCCGAGUUUGAACCCAACUCGGCAUCGCAAGGGGCCAAGCGACGCCUCAAGAUGCGCGAGCAACAGUCGACAACGGGAUUGAUCGCCUCGCUUCGCCACUUUACCAGCGUCGAAGUGCUCGACGGUGAUAACAGCUUUGCGUGCAAGAAUUGUUGGCGGCUGGCCAAUCCUCCCGACGCACAUGAACGCGAGCAGAUUCGCAGAAGACGUAGACGCAAAGGUGUUACUGCUGCAGAGGUGGACGACGAAGAAGGAAGCGAGCCGAGCAGUGAUGGCGAGUCAGAUGGUGAAGGCGCCGAGGACAAGCCAGCUACGACUCAAGCGUCUGCUGCAGUCGGAGACGAGACGUUGCCAAGUCGAUCUACGAGCAAUGGCAUCUCGACCUCAGCCAGUCAAAGCACCCUUGCGAGCAGCAGCGUAGACUCGAUUUUGACCGGAUCCAGCGCGUCACAUCCAUCGCUUCAGCGAAGCGAUGUGCCUACCAUAUCGAUGACUUCAGCCGAUGCAUCCAUCGACGACGUCAAAGCCGGGACACAGAACUCGCAUAUCGAUAGUGUCGGCCAAGGACUUGCUUCUGCCUUGACAGCGCCAGCUUCCAACGGCAGCAAUGGCCAGGUGAUGCAACAGAAGAGAGGAUCCGAAUCGAGUCUCAGCAGCAUUGAAGCAGCAGUGCGAGAUGGCGAUCGUCUUGCGCCUAACAACGGUUACGAGACGGGCACAGAGACCGACAUGUCGGGCUUUUCGACCGGCAUGGACGAGUCAAACGCCUCGACUGGCGAAGGCACCGACACCGAAGCCGAAAACAGUAGUUCUAAGAGGUCUCGGACUGCGGAGCCGAGUGGACCCAAACGAUCAGCCCAGAGCCUUCCCCGACGUGCUCUCAAACGCUAUCUCAUUGCAUCGGCACCGCCAGUGCUCAUUUUCCAUCUCAAGCGAUUCCAGGCCACAGGACGCGGAUUCGUCUCGGGGCUUGCAGGGUUCAAGAAGAUCGACGACCAGGUGACCUUCCCUGAGUACCUUGACAUUACGCCUUGGCUAGCGCCGCCGAGAGAGGAGUAUGACAGGCGUGGGCGUUUGAAGGCUUCAAGCGAUCCGUUGGCGAUUCGAAGGCGCGCAGAGGAGGAGGCGAUUCAUGCCGGAGUCGACGCACGCCAUGUCAAGGUCGAAGUGUCGAACCGGCAUGGUCGAAUACAUCGCAAGGGGCAACACGGCGACAAGAAGGGAAAGAAGCAUGGCAUGUGGUCAUGGCAUCUCGGCGAUCAUCGUUCAGCCCUUGCAGGUCGAGGAGUAGGAGGAGAUCUGCACGAAGGACCCCAAGUGCACUCUUGCAACGGACACGAGAUUGUGCCGUCAGUCAUCCGCAGGCCCAAGACGGAGUACAGGCUAUACGCGGUGAUCGUGCAUCAGGGCUCGCUGUCUGCUGGACAUUAUACGGCGUACGUCUUGUCGGAUCGGAUCAAGCUGAAGGAGGCGCCUAAGGAGAUGGUGGCACGCUCUGCGCCUACCAGUCGAUCCAACACGCCAGCUCCUCUGAGCGCCAAUUCAACAACAGCAGCGGGUGGCGGUGUCGGGUUCGGGUUCUUCAAGCCGUCUCGAUCCAACGCAGCUUCGCCUGCACCCCUGUCGGUACCUAUCCGACCUGCUUCGGCAGCACCCGUCUCGACCUCAGUCGCAAUGACGAGCGUGCCGUCGUCGAGCAGCGUGUCUGGCUCGUCUUCGCAUGACAUUGCGCCGCAGUCGUCCAUCUCUUCGCUCGAAGCGGAUGCCAAAACGGCGAGCGAAAGUGAAUGCUCGGCUUCGCAGCUACCGAAACUCGUUCGUCCUCGACCGCAACUGAAACCCAUGGCUAGCUGGGACAGUCUGGACGAACUGGAGCAGUCGCAUGUGUACACGAUGGACAGCGUCGGUUCUGGUGCCGGAAGCGCGGCUGGAAGUGCGACGCCUACUACAGCAACAAUGACGCCCAUUACGCCACUCGAGCCAACGCCGGCUGUCGCGACGAUUGCGAGUCACAACAGUCAUGCGCAUCGACACGUGGAAGGACGAGACGGUAAAGAUGGCGAAAAUGACUACCAAGCCGAUCAAGAUGACGACCUGGAUCCAAGGAACAAGGACGAUGGUAGGCGAUGGGUCUAUACCUCGGAUACAGUGGUUCGAGCGGCUACGAUCGACGAAGUGCUCAAGGCCAAGGCUUAUAUGUUGUUCUACGAGCGUCUUUGA
Molecule: messenger RNA, 4152 nt
Organism: Mycosarcoma maydis (corn smut)
Lineage: Eukaryota; Fungi; Basidiomycota; Ustilaginomycetes; Ustilaginales
Exons: 1
Coding region: 1-4152 (1383 amino acids)
Biological process (GO): protein deubiquitination
Cellular component (GO): nucleus; cytosol
Molecular function (GO): cysteine-type deubiquitinase activity; cysteine-type endopeptidase activity
Source: RefSeq, a predicted model, not a curated record